Pediculus humanus corporis (human body louse) is the source of this 4050-nucleotide messenger RNA. Its product is annotated as leucine-rich transmembrane protein, putative. The transcript has 3 exons. Lineage: Eukaryota; Metazoa; Arthropoda; Insecta; Psocodea; Pediculidae. Gene Ontology annotation, molecular function: protein binding. Bases 1 to 4050 code for a protein of 1349 amino acids. The record is from RefSeq and is a predicted model, not a curated record.
AUGCAGCAGGAUACUGAAGGGUGGUGGCUCUUGGUGUCCAUGCUUUUUCUCACCAAGAUGGCCUCGACCAAUGCCCAAUUUUGUCCAUCGUCAGAAGUUAUUUUACCGUGUACUUGUAAUACGGUCGAUGGAGAAAUUCAAGUUUGGUGCACUUUCAGCGGAUUGAAAAAUCUCGUUGGAGCACUUAAAAGUUUAGGAUCGCAUUUACAAUUUUCAAUUGGAGAAAUGAUUUUGGAAAGUAAUAAUUUACCCUCGCUUCCCGGAAAGACUUUCGAAGGAGUUCGUGUAAAUAGAUUAAUGCUCAGAGAUAACGGUUUGGAAAGAGUCACGUCCAACUGGUUGGCAACACUUGAAGAUACUCUAUUAGAACUAUUCGUUGUAGAACCAAGGUUGAGAACAUUACCGGACGAUUCGUUGGAUUAUUUAACUGAAAUUGAAGCAAUCACAUUACAGGGGGGACUCAUGAAAAGAGUUCCUAAAUUAUCUAGUCUUCAUAAACUUCGUUACCUUCAAAUUUAUUCUCCAGUUUUAAGCGAACUCCUUCCGAAUAAUUUUGAAAAUUUGCCAUCGUUAGAACAACUUCACGUGAUCGGAAGUCCGUUGUUGAGCAAACUCGAUUCUAAAAUAAUGAAAAAUUUAAACAAAUUAAGUUUGUUAAACGUGUCAAAUUGUGGAUUGACUUGGAUUCAUCCAAAAGCUUUUCAUAACUUACCUAAUCUGAUAGAAAUUGAUUUAACCAACAAUAGAAUUUUAGAUGGCGGAAUUCUAGGAAGAGCUUGCAGAGAUCUUAUAAGUUUGCAAGUUUUGAACGCACGUAAAAAUUUCAUCGAUCGCUUAUCGGAAAAUACAUUCGUUGAUAUGCCUUCUUUGAGAGAAAUUUAUCUUGCGGAAAAUAUGAUAAACGAAAUACAAAAAGGAGCUUUUAAAAAUACGCCAUCUCUAAAAAUUUUAGACCUGAAUAAAAAUUCUCUGAAAAAAAUUAAUGCUAAUGCUUUUAUAUAUCCAUCGGGAGCAUCUCUAGAAGAGUUAUGGUUGACCGACAAUCAUUUAUACUCCAUCGGAGAUAUAAAAAUGUUGUUUUCUUCUCUUCCUCGACUAAAAUUUUUAGACUUGAGUCGAAAUUCUUUGGAACAAAUACCCUUCGAUUCGUUGAGAGGUCAUCCGACGUUGGAAAAUCUUCGUUUGGAUGAGAAUAAAAUUCAAAAAAUCCCUAGGAAAGCUUUUUCUGGAAUGUCAUCAUUAAGAGAAUUAAGUUUGCGGAACAAUUCAUUGGUUGAUUUUUCUGAAGGUCCUCAUUGGAAUUUGCCAUUUUUAAAAGGUUUAGAUUUAUCCCAAAAUCAAAUAAGAAGAUUAGAUUCUGGUUUAUUGACGUAUUUGCCCUCUUUGAGAAGAUUGGACGUAAGUAGAAAUCUUAUAGAAACGGUCAUGUCCGAUAGUUUUAUGGGAAAUCUCGAACUUGAAACGAUUAAUCUAUCGAGAAAUUACAUUUCAUCAUUUCACGGAUUGACAUUUAAUUAUUUGCCAAAAUUGUACGAAUUAGACGUAAGUUGGAAUCUACUUCGAGAAAUGAUACCCGGUAUUCCGAAAAACAUAGAAUAUUUAAGACUCAAUAAAAAUCAAAUUCUUCAUCUUCCUCCCGAGAUAAAUUUACCGGCUUUAAGAUUGUUGGACCUGAGUGGAAAUUUAUUACGGAUGGUGCAUAAAAAUACUUUUAGGCCUUUGGUAAGGCUUCAGUGGUUAUUCCUCCAUGAUAAUUCACUGGAUGAUAUAGCAGUUGGUGCAAUGAACGGUUUGAACAAAUUAGAAUUAUUAAAUAUUCGAAAUAAUCGUAUUCGAGUGAUUCACGACAGUUGGCUCCAGCAUUCGACGGAUUUAAACGAGAUUAACGCUCAAGGAAAUUUAAUUGAAGGAUUAUCCAAUGAUUUUUUAAAAAAUAAUCCAAACAUAAAAAUAUUACAAUUGUCAAAUAAUAAAAUAACAAACAUAAAACCAUUGGCGUUUUCAAAUUCGAAACAAUUAAUUGAUUUAAAUUUAUCGAACAACAUGUUAAAUCAUUUUCCGGAAGCUUUUCAAAAUUUACACGAGUUAAAAUUAUUAGACAUUAGUUUUAACAAUAUCCGUUCGCUUCAACCGUUCGCACUACAAUCUUUGCCAUCUUUAAAAGAACUUCGAAUGAGCAAUAACAGACUCAAUCAAAUACCGCCGAACACGUUUAAAAAUCUUCUCAAUUUAGAAUUUUUAGAUUUGGAUAACAACGAAGUUGAAACAUUAUCCAGCGGUGCUUUUCAUUCUUUGCCAAGUUUGAUAGCCAUUCGAUUAAGUAAAAAUAAAUUAACUAAAUUACCGGAGGAAACUUUUAUAGAUCUUCCAGAGCUUCAAAGUGCUGAACUUCAAUCGAAUAAAAUAUUCGAAAUACCGGAAAAUUCUUUCGUUAAUGUGCCUCAUUUGAGUUAUUUAAAUUUGAGUUAUAACGAAAUCGUUAGAUUGGAUAAAUCGGGAAUAAAAGAAUUAAAAUCUUUAGAAGUUUUAGAUUUGAGUCAUAAUAAAAUAUCCUGGAUAGAAGGAAGAAGUUUUUACGGAAUGGAAUGGUUGGUAGAAUUAAAAAUGGAUAAUAAUUUGAUUUGUAAUAUUAGAGGAGCUCCUUUCAAUCAUUUAUCCAGGCUAAGAGUUUUAAGUUUAAAAAGUAAUAGAAUGACAAGCGUUACCGAAUACGCUUUUCAAAAAUUAAGAAACAAUGUUGCCUUAUUGGAUAUCGAUGGUAAUCCGUUGUCUUGUUCUUGUAAAAUGUUAUGGCUCAUCAAUUGGCUCGAUGAUGUACAAUCCGAAGGUCCUAAAUGCGCGGAUGGAACGUUAUUUCGCGACGUCAGACUUUCGCGAGAAGAAUGUGGAAAAAGCAGAGUUAUAGAACCCGUCAUUCCAGGAUGCGAAGGUGACACCGUACAAAGUUCGGUCGUCGAAACUGCUCAAUUAUCCGCUUUGACGUCACAUUUAAAAAAUUCCACACAAGGAUUAUUGCCCCACGAAACGGAUUAUUUUUACGACGAAUACAUUGAGUACCAAUACGAAGAAAUAAACGGUACUCAACCGCAAUAUGAAACGUCUUUUGGCACGACAGAAAAUCCAAUCACGGUAACAAAAAAAACAUAUCACAUGACACCAGGCGACACUCCGACUCUUUAUGCUAGUCCUGCAACACAACCAAAAUUCAACUUGACGAAUCCAGGUUUGGGUAUGGACGAUGUGAAAAAAGCCCAACAACAACAACAGUACAGCGGUUUAACAUUUUUUGGUAUUCCCCUACCGAGUCUUUCAUUUGGAAAUUUAUGGAAGGGUAAUUCAGCAAGAAGCGUUGAUCAAACUCAAAAAAAUUCUUUCGUCAUCGGUAAAGUUCAACCAUUACCAAAGAAACCAGAUAUUUCUACAAUUCAACCCGUGAUUAAAUCCCAAACGGAAGUUAAUUUUAUACCAACAGUGCCAGUCAAAACGGACUUUUCGACCGUACUCGAUACGAAUACAAAAAAAACUCAUUCCACGUUAUCGAGUCCGAUACUACAGGGUAUAGUAACUCCUGUGGAAAAACCCAACACUUUAAAAACAACACAAUAUGAAGAUUUCAUAAGCGAUCAAACCGGAAUAAAGUUAACAACAGUUUCGACCGAACCUUACAUAGCUAAAUUACAUUUAAAUACAGAAUUGGUGAGUCCGGUAAGCCGUAAUUCAACCGUCCUAGAAGUGGCAACACUUCCUCCAUGGUCUACCUUAUCCGCGGAAGAACCAAAAUACACAGUGCCUGAUUACGAUUAUGCUCAAUGGAAUCAAAAAAAUAUAUUAUCAACGACAUCAAUUCCGGAAACGACAAAAGAUAUUUUUCACAUAGACGAUAUAAAACCUAAUGAUAUGAAUAAUGAAAAAAACAAUUGGUAUUUUGAAAAUUACAAUAAAACAAAUUUGGAGCCUUACAUAGGAAUAAAUAUAGGUAGUAGCAAUACGAGGAAAAUUCUCAUUUGGAAAAUAUUAUUAUUUAUGUCAUUCCUCCUUGUAAUUCGAUGA